AAUUUUAGCCACACGCUCUAUCCACCAAUCAAGAAGACAAAACAGAAUUUAGAAGAAAAAAACUGACCUCAUUUUAUCAUAUCAUGGUUCAUAUCGGUUACCAUGCAAGAGCUCCAAAUUUAGGCAAAGAAAACGCUAAUGAGGUUUGCACAAACCCUCGUGAAGGAUUGAACAAUAGAACACCAACCAAGAAAGCCAGAAGAAAAAGAAGAACAGAACAACCAAAAAUGGCUUCUUCCCAAGUUGAAAUCGCUUCUUCUUCGCCUUUCGGUUGUGUUCUGAGGGACCGUAAUCGCCGCGAUGGAUGCAGGGAAUCCACCGGUUUCCAAAAAAACAUCAAGAACUUUGUCAUGGACCACCUCAACACAUGCAUCUCCACCAUAUCCUCUGACUCUGCAACAAAUGAGAAUAAGGAACAGAAUCAGAUGAACAAUGCUGCAGCUUCUUGGGUUUCAAAGCCUGCAAAUAGCAACAAUCUUGCGAGGCUCCGUUUCAAGAGAAACAAUCACAGCAACAUCAACAACAGCAAUGACAAUAAUGAAUCUUCUUUGGCUUCCUUGAUCAGCCCGAGACACUCUCGUCUUCUUGAUCGAUGGGCAGCGAAACAAGCUCGCCAGAUGGUGUCGACGUUGGAGAACGAGGAGGCUGAGUUGUUAGCCAUUGACAACAAUAGCAACAACAACAACAGCAUUCUUACAAGAACAUCUAGUUCUAAUUCUGAUGAGUUUUCAUCUGAAUUUGCAAAGACAAAGCUUGGUGCAUCUUCCCUGGUUCAGAUAUGGGAGAAGAGGCUGAACAAGUCCAGUGUAUCCAAGCCCAACACACCAAUUGAGAGGUCCAGUUCCAAUUCUGCUACCAGCAGCAUUGAAAUUACUUUCUCUGUGGCAGAGCAAAGCAGAGUGUUAGAAACAGGGGAAACAGGGGAAUGUUGUGAACUGCCUUCAGGGAAUGAGGAACCGUUCCCUGAUUGGGAAUCUGACAAGACAGGACAGAGUAGUGAUCAAUCCGUUUCGCCGCCACGAGGGAGGUGGAGUUCUUCUGAGAGCAGCGACAGGGUCAGUGUUGCAAACAUCAUAAAGAGGCUUCAAACACAGAAUGAUGACAAUGAUCAUGAAGGGUGUGGUGGUACUAGUAGUGUGGCAGAUUCACCUUCCGCAGCAGAGAAUUCAGAACAGAGAGUUUUUCCCCAGGUAACUUGUACCCCGAGAGUUAGAGGGCGCAAGGCGUUCGAUGAUUUGCUCAUGAAGUUGGAGCAGGACAGGCAUGGGGAGCUGAAGAACCUUUCAGAACGUGGAGCUGUCUCCAAGUUCACACAAAGAGGUCGCAUUCAGGCAUCGCUUCGACUUAGAUUGUUACAACGUGGGGUGGUAGUUAAUGAGCCCUACCGCUUGAAAUCAACAGCAUCUGAAGUGAACAGACAACCAGCACAGGGAUCUGCAAUUAUGCAACUAAGGGAAAAAUUUAGCAAUGGAGCUGAACAGAGAAAAACAGUCCAAGCAGAAGUAGCAAGCCCAAAAAGUCCUCAUAAGGAGAUAGCAAACAAAACCACACAAUUGGAUAACUCUUCCAGUGUUGAUCAAAUCAACAAAGACAAAAGCAGCAAGACAUCUCAUGGCACUGCCAAUCAAUCUACAGAAUCCACACAAAAGUCAGUGUCUAAGACUAGCGAAGAUCAUAAGAGACAAGAAGCUCAUCCAAGUUCAGAUAUCACACUCCAAGAAACACGUUUUGAGGCUCGGCAUGAUGUCAAGCAGGAAACUGCUGAGGCAACUACAUCCAGGCCUGAUUCAAUUCCAGAUGAGAGGACAGACAAGGCAGAAACCAGCAACCAACAGCAUGCUAUGAGCAAAAGCAGUUAUGAAGAAACAUUGGAUGAGUUAGAAGCAAAUCAUAAGAGACAAGAAGCUCAUCCAAGUUCAGAUAUCACACUCCAAGAAACACGUUUCGAGGCUCGGUAUGAUGUCAAGCAGGAAACUGCUGAGGCAACUACAUCCAGGCCUGAUUCAAUUCCAGAUGAGAGGACAGACAAGGAAGAGACCAGCAACCAACAGCAUGCUAUGAGCAAAAGCAGUUAUGAAGAAACAGUGGAUGAGGUAGAAGCAAGUAACCAGCAGCAUGCUGAAACCAGUCUUGACAAUGCAGUAGAAGAGGACUAUGCUGAAAGCAGUUAUGAAGAGUUAGUGGAAGAGUUGGUCAUUGAUCAGGAUUAUUGUGAAACUAAUUAUGAUUGGAUCAGUGAAAUAUCUCGGCCUAAGAGCUACUGGGAAGAACGUAGGCAAGCAUGGUAUAGAGAGAUGCUUGACUCAGGUUCUCAAAAAGAGGAUAUAAGGAAGCUUCUUGAGAGAAGAACAGUGUCAACUUUCCUUACAAGUGAUUUCCGGGAAACAAUGGAUAGAUUGAUGCAAUCUCAUAGGGGAACACAAACACAUUUAAUCAAUAGUGAAGAUGAUGAGGAAGACAAUCAAGGGUUGAUAGCAUUUUUAAAAGAACGCAUGCAUUCCGCCAGCCCUUCUCAAGAAGAAGGAAGAGAGAGAGGCGGGGAUGAAGAGGAGGAGAGGAUGGAAGAGGAAGUAGAAGAGGAGGAGGAGAAAGAAGAUGAGGAUGAGCAUGAGCAUGAAGUUGGUGUUUAUUCUAAUCCCUCCUUAGCAUGGAGUUUCAGAGACCAUGAAGCUAGCGAUGACUUUGAUAGAGUUGCUUCUACAUCCUCACAACCUUAUCAAGCUCAGUCUUAUGGAGAUAGUCGCCGGAACUCUUCAUCCUCCCAUCAUAAUUCAAUUGAAAUGGAGCUCAUAUAUGAUAUGAGAAGCAAUAUGGAGCAACUUUACCGUGAGAUGUCUGAGCUAAGGAAAUCUAUACAAAGCUGCAUGGAUAUGCAGAUGCAAUUACAACAAGCCAUGAACCAAGAGGUUCUCACAGUUAAAAAAGAAGAAAAGAAGUUUCAUAACAGGGCCCCUAAAAAAGGAAACUGCUGCAUUUGCUACGAUAUGAAAGUUGACUCAGUUUUAUACAGGUGUGGACACAUGUGUACGUGUCUGAAGUGUGCCAAUGAGUUGCAAUGGAACAGUGGGAAAUGCCCAAUAUGUCGAGCUAAAAUAGUAGAUGUUGUUCGUGUAUACGUUGAUGUUUAGUCCUGAAACAUAGUGAACUGAUAUGACAACAAUGUAACAUCAUACAGGGAGUAUUGAGUUUCUCCUUUUUCACAUAUACUUUUCAAGUAUAUGAUUUUUUUGAGGAGAAAUUCAAAUGACAAACUUCAUUGUACAUUUGAUAGUUUUAAA
This is a messenger RNA of Lotus japonicus, 3278 nucleotides long. RefSeq lists its product as uncharacterized. The transcript has 8 exons. The coding region runs from base 84 to 3128 and encodes 1014 amino acids. Lineage: Eukaryota; Viridiplantae; Streptophyta; Magnoliopsida; Fabales; Fabaceae. The record is from RefSeq and is a predicted model, not a curated record.